This is a messenger RNA of Amborella trichopoda, 1302 nucleotides long. It is a transcript of the gene CGLD27, whose product is annotated as DUF1230 family protein (DUF1230). The record is from RefSeq and is a predicted model, not a curated record. NCBI's taxonomy places the organism in Eukaryota, Viridiplantae, Streptophyta, Magnoliopsida, Amborellales, Amborellaceae.
AAAUCAACCAUAAACUUCUCUCUUCUUUCUCUCUCUACAACAAGAUUUUUUCUCUGAAUGCAGAUUAAAUUAACCAUAACUUCUCUCUCUAAAAGAGGAUAAUUCUCUCGCUCUUAAAGAGAAUAAGGAUGCAAGCUUCUGGCAUCUGAGUUCAGAUUAGGGCUUUGGGGUUGCGUGAUCCUUGACACAGUUGUUGUUUUCAAAAUACGUAGGAAUUGAUUAGGGUUCUUGAAUGUAAAGACAUGCUCAGCCUACAACCAUGUGCUUCUGUAGGCGCUAGCUUUUUGAAAGGAGAUGGUCUGAGAAGACACAAAAGGGAUUUGGGUCGGGAUCGUUGUUUCGAGUUCAUUGAUGUGCGGCGACUGGUAAGGUUGGGAUGGAAACAUGUGAAGGCAGUGAAUGAUGAGAGGGAAAGGGGUUUCGCAGGCCAGAAUUGGGACCCUGGGCUGGAAAUUGAAGUUCCUUUUGAACAGAGGCCAGUGAAUGAGUACUCAUCUUUGAAAGAUGGGCCCUUAUCUUCCUGGGCUGAGCUGAGUCCACUGCCCUUUUUCCUUCGUCUUGGGGGCCUGUGGUUAGGAGCUUUUACAGUUCUUGGAGUACCAAUUGCAGCAGCAAGUUUUGAACCCUCUAAGGAGCCUCUGAAGUUUGUGCUUGCUGCUGGAACUGGAACUCUUUUUCUAGUUUCGCUCGUUGUUCUACGUAUAUAUUUGGGUUGGAGUUAUGUUGGCGAUAGGCUAUUGUCUGCAGUAAUUCCCUAUGAAGAAAGUGGAUGGUACGACGGACAAAUGUGGGUCAAACCACCAGAGGUAUUGGCUCGUGACCGACUGUUGGGUUCUUACAAGGUAAAACCAGUCAUAAAGCUGUUAAAACAGACACUUGUUGGUACUGGAGUGCUACUUGUUGCAGCUGUAUCUCUUUUCAUAUUUGCCAAUCCAGUGGAGGACUUCAUACAUGCUACUUUAUCCAAAAAAGAAGACAACACAGGUGCUACAGUUUCAAAAAUCAAGGGCAACAUAAGAAGGAAGGAGUUACUAAAAUUGCCAGUUGAAGUGAUAGAUGAUGAUGAUUUGGUGGCAGCAGCUGCUGAGGCUGCUGAUGGCAGGCCAGUUUACUGCAGAGAUAGGUUUUACCGAGCAUUGGCUGGAGGGCAAUAUUGUAAAUGGGAGGAUCUUCUCAACUGAAAUACAAUUCAGAGUCUGGAUAUUUUUGUGAGCAGGAUAGAAUUUGUAUUUUGUUAUAUUCAAACUUCUGAAAUCAAAAAUAUUUUCAUUUUAAUUUAUUUUAAGAUAUUUCUUAAGUUCU